CACAGAAUUGUUAUUUGAUAAUGUCUGAAUGAAGUAAAUCGCAGCGCCCCUAACAUGGAGUUACACGUGACGAGAUCAGGUAUCCACAGCUGGAAUCGCUAUGGUCACAGUUCUUGUUCACUACCACCACGAUGUCGAACUUACCUUUGCCUAACGGUUGGAUCCAGGAGUACGAUAGCACCCACAACCAUCCAUUUUGGGUUGAUACGACGACUGAUCCCCCUCGAGCAAUCUGGGUACAUCCUUACGAGGAUGAGCAGUUUUUGUCAGAAAACCCAGAGAUAAAGAAAAAAGUUACUGGCCGAUUUAAACGCACCGUUGACACUGACACGGAUGAACCACCCCCGUAUGAGCAGGUUAGACGUCAUUCAUACAGUGGAGAUGUCAGUUCAUCGGUACCUAAACGUCGAGAUAGCGUUUCUCCUGAGAUACCAUCAGUAGAAAACGUUAAUAAUGAACACAAACGGGGUGUGUUUGGACGACUGAAAGACAAGGCCAUUGGCACGAAGGAAGAGAGGGAGGCAGAGAGGAAACGCAAAGCAGAAGAAAGGGCUCAACUUGAGGAGCAGUAUCGUCAAGCUAGGAUCCAGAAUCUACAAGCACGUCAGACCUCGCGAGCCAAUUAUGGGCAGUACGAUGGUUACGGUUAUCCAGGCCGAAUGGGAGGAUAUGGUCCACCGAUGGGCAGUCCAUACGGCUAUGAUGGCUAUUCACGAAGUGCAUUUGGUGGACGUGGGAUGGGGAUGGGAGGAAGUGGGAUGGGAAUGAGAGGUGGAAUGGGAGGUGGCAUGGCUAUGCCUUUGCUGGGUGGUUUGGCAGGAGGAUUACUCCUGGGAGACUUGUUAGAUGGAGGGUUUGGCGGAGGUGGCUUUGGUGGCGGUGGAUUCGACGGGGGAAUGGGAGGUGGCGGGUUUUUCUAAAACGUUUCAUUCUUUCUACACCUCUUCUUCCAUUUUUUUCGAGGCUAACGGCUUGCUCUCGACAUACGAUGCGUUAUUAUCGCUAUAGCUCCAGUGUAACAAGGACUUUAUUUCUUUCAUAAUUAUUUUGUAUUUGAGGGUUGAGACGUAUGGUAUCGCGAACAUUUGUGCCUCUGUUUGUUGUAUGUGUUACCCUGUUAUCAAGUUUUUUGCAGUG
Molecule: messenger RNA, 1137 nt
Organism: Serpula lacrymans var. lacrymans S7.9
Lineage: Eukaryota; Fungi; Basidiomycota; Agaricomycetes; Boletales; Serpulaceae
Exons: 2
Coding region: 132-920 (262 amino acids)
Source: RefSeq, a predicted model, not a curated record